Molecule: messenger RNA, 1663 nt
Organism: Xenopus laevis (African clawed frog)
Lineage: Eukaryota; Metazoa; Chordata; Amphibia; Anura; Pipidae
Gene: degs3.L
Product: degenerative spermatocyte homolog 3, lipid desaturase L homeolog
Biological process (GO): sphinganine metabolic process; lipid metabolic process; sphingolipid biosynthetic process
Cellular component (GO): endoplasmic reticulum membrane; membrane
Molecular function (GO): sphingolipid delta-4 desaturase activity; catalytic activity
Source: RefSeq, marked provisional
AGAGUGACUGACCCAGCAGCAGGUUACAGGUUAAGAGGUUCAUUUACUUACACUUUGCUGGGUGACCCUUUAAGUGCACCAUGGGUAACAUGGUUGUAAGGAAUAACUUUGAAUGGGUCUACACAGACCAGCCUCACUCAGAUAGGAGGAAAGAAAUACUAGCAAAAUAUCCUCAGAUCAAGAAUUUAAUGGGACCCGACCCACACUUCAAGUGGAUUGUCACUUUCAUGGUUAUGGUCCAGAUACUGUCAUGUUUUAUUGUCCGUGAUCUACCUUGGAAGUGGCUACUUUUCUGUUCUUAUGCAUUUGGGGGUGUAAUAAACCACUCCCUUACCCUGGCAAUCCAUGACAUCUCGCACAAUGUAGCUUUUGGAAACAAAUCAGCAAGGUGGAACCGCUUCUUUGGCAUGUUUGCUAACUUACCUAUUGGUGUGCCCUAUUCCACAUCCUUUAAAAAGUACCAUAUUGACCAUCACCGUUAUUUGGGUGGGGAUGGCUUGGAUGUGGAUAUCCCAACAGACUUUGAGGGACGUUUUUUCUGUACCCCCAUUCGCAAGGUCCUUUGGAUAGUAAUACAACCUCUGUUGUAUGUUCUGCGUCCACUUUAUGUCAACCCCAAGCCCAUAACUCAUCUGGAGAUCAUAAAUGCUCUAGUUCAGUUUUCCUUUGACCUAAUAAUAUAUUAUCUGUGGGGACUUAAGCCUGUGGCAUACUUGAUUGCUGGAUCAUGCCUCUCCAUGGGGUUCCACCCAAUAUCAGGGCAUUUUAUAGCUGAACACUACAUGUUUUUGAAAGGUUAUGAAACAUACUCAUACUAUGGACCACUCAACUUGUUAACGUUCAAUGUUGGCUAUCACAUGGAACAUCAUGACUUUCCAAGCAUCCCUGGGAGCAAACUUUCACUGGUCCGUAAAAUCGCUCCGGAGUAUUAUGACACCCUUCCAUAUCACACAUCAUGGGGGAGAGUGCUUUGGGAUUUUAUAUUCUGCAAGGAACUGGGACCUUUCUCACGUGUCAAGAGAGAGUGUGAACUAGCAAAGAAGGACUAAAAGAUCUGUGGAAAAAAACUAUUUAUUUUCAUGAUACUGUGUGAUGUGUUUUAUAUUCUGAGCUUCAGUUCUUAAUUAAGCGUGCAUCCAAUUUCUGUUUGCGUGGAUAUUGUGUUUUACUACCUCUUCCACCAAAAGCAUCUUCUCUUGGCUGGUAUUUAUGCUUAGAUGAAAUAUAAAUUUUCAGCUUGUUGCCCUUUAUUAGGAGACCCUAGAUUUUGAAGAGGUCUAUGAGACAUAAAGUUGUGAAUUGUCAUUUUAUUCAUUUUUUUGACAAUUUGGAUGCAACUAAGCAUUAGCAAUGACAUAAUUACACUGAACACAUUAAGUGGAUUUGGUGUUUGAAUAUAUUAAUUAGAAGUUUUUUCCAAUUUUUGAUAUGAUUUUAAAUGUAAUACAACAGAAUAUUUGUUACCAUAAUAUGGCAACAGAUACUGGUCCCUGGUUGCAUUCUUCACAAAACUGCUUUGAUGCGAGUCACUUAACCGGGUGACAUAUGAGAAUCUUAAUGUUCUUAAAGUUUUACACUAUUCCUUUCAUGUAAACAUGUCAUUUGCAGUCUACUCCAUGACAGUUGCCUAUGAGCAAAUUGGGUAUAACACUAGGAGCCAAAA